GUCUCAGUAUGUGACAAAUCGAGAGAGAGAAAGAGCAGCACUGAGUUUCAGAGGUGACACAAAAAGCCUUUGGAAAGUCUCCGAAAGUGGCACGGCGGUGCGAAUAAUCGGUGCAGAGGAACGGAUUUUUGAGCAGAUUUCUUGUAAUUCUGGAUUUAUACCACGCAAACUUUGAACUCAAAAACUUCAGCAUGCAGAGGCCGAGCGGACCGGGCACGGCGUUCUCGAUAGACUCGUUAAUCGGCACUCCGCAGCCGCGGCCGGGCCACUUACUCUACACAGGCUACCCCAUGUUCAUGCCAUAUCGGCCGCUGGUCAUCCCGCAAGCCCUGUCUCACUCGCCCUUACCCUCAGCCAUUCCUCCCCUCGCACCGCUAGCCUCAUUCGCCAGCAGGUUAACCAACACGUUUUGCGCCAGUUUGGGUCAGGGCAUGCCCUCCAUGGUCGCCCUCACCACCACCCUGCCCAGCUUCUCGGAGCCCGCGGAUGGUUUCUACCCGCCUCAGGACAUGAGCGGACCCCGGUUAAGCGCGGACGCGGCGAUCAGGAGGCAGGAGAGCCCGCAUGAGGAGCUGCACGCUCGGGACAAGACAGUCGAGCUUCUCAACUUCUCCGAAAGUUUUCAGACAGUAGCAGGUGAGACCAAACUGUACAGCUCAGACGAUGAGAAGCUGGACCUGAAGGCGGCGGAGGCUGCGUGUAGUGAGCGUGAGGACAGUUCAGCAGACAGCGAGAAUGAAAGUUUCUCAGACGGUCACUCCUGCGUCUCCAAGAACAAACUGAAAGCGGGUUUACACGAACCCCUGAGCUCCACCUCAGCUGCUCCAGCUGGAGCUUCGGCCGGGAAGAGCAGGAGGAGACGGACCGCGUUCACCAGCGAGCAGCUGCUGGAGCUGGAGAAGGAGUUCCACUGUAAGAAGUAUCUUUCUCUAACCGAGCGCUCUCAGAUCGCGCACGCGCUGAAGCUCAGCGAGGUUCAGGUCAAGAUCUGGUUCCAGAACCGACGUGCCAAGUGGAAGCGCAUAAAAGCGGGGAACGUGAACAGCCGCUCCGGUGAGCCCGUGCGCAACCCAAAAAUCGUGGUGCCCAUCCCGGUGCAUGUGAACCGCUUCGCCGUCAGGAGUCAGCACCAGCAGAUCGAGCAAGGAACCCGGCCGUGAACUGAGCAGAACUCUGCACAAAUAAUGCAUAAAAAUAACUGCAUGAACUGAAGCACAAAACAAGGGAAUUAAUAAAUAAUGAGCCCACGCAUCUAGACGGAUUUAUUCGAACUAGAUGUUUUCUAACACUGCGUUAUCUUCCCCUUAUUAUUUCCACAUUCCCUGAUCCUAUAACUUGUCCUUGUAUUUAAUUUAUUGCUUUGUAUAUAUUUUGUAAAUAUUAAAAUGUGUCCAAUGACACGCACAUGUGCACUAUGAAAGGAGAUUCUUAAAACGGACCUUUUUAAAACUAUUUAUCAGUUGAUGUUUAGUUGAUCUGCAUGUUGCUUACAUACUUGUUUGUUGUUUAUAUGUUUACCAUUCUUUUUUGUUUUGUUUGUUUUUUGUUUGCUUUUCUGCAUGUGUUCACACAUCAUUCUGGUCUUUAGAGACGCUUUAUUUGUGGUAAAAUAAUCAGGUGGAUGGUUGAAAUAAAUCAUGAGAAGAGUGCCUGACACUCUUUAACCAAGUUUGUUUUUUAAGUUUGAAUUUAUGCACAGAGAGAAAAUGUGAUCCUUUUCAAAUAAACGCCUAUUUAGGCAUAAUUAUAUUCGCGAACAGUUAUUGGGCUAAUUAUGAAUAAUGGGGUCCAUCAAGCCUUAAAUUAGGCAAGAUGACGUAGCCUGUAAUUAACCAAU
Trichomycterus rosablanca is the source of this 1837-nucleotide messenger RNA. It is a transcript of the gene gbx1, whose product is annotated as gastrulation brain homeobox 1. Lineage: Eukaryota; Metazoa; Chordata; Actinopteri; Siluriformes; Trichomycteridae. Gene Ontology annotation, molecular function: DNA-binding transcription factor activity, RNA polymerase II-specific; RNA polymerase II transcription regulatory region sequence-specific DNA binding. Gene Ontology annotation, biological process: regulation of transcription by RNA polymerase II; regulation of nervous system development. Gene Ontology annotation, cellular component: nucleus. The transcript has 2 exons. Bases 192 to 1160 code for a protein of 322 amino acids. The record is from RefSeq and is a predicted model, not a curated record.